CCCAGGUUCUUUGUCAGGGGCCAUUUGCAUUCCACAGGCUGCCGCAGCUGCCAUUGGCCGGAUUCAAAUCCAGCCCAGCCAAUGGGAGCGCUGCAUCGCCGGCUCGGCCUAUCAGAGGGCGGGGUCGAGUGGCAGACAGCCUUUUGAAGGAGAGAGAGAGACCUGAUGUGUGCUGCUGACCCACAGCACAUGGUUAAACUAAAAUCCUUUGUGCUCAGAAGCCAACUUUAACUCCACAGCACAACACCCUGCUUACAGCCUUGCUUCAACACACCACAUAUCUUAAGUGCACAACACAUGCUUAAACUAGACUUUUGCCAUGUGUUUAGCUCCUAACUUCAGGAUGUGAUGGUUAUCUGUGUGUCUUUGCGUUUAUAGAGCCUAACUCUUUAACACGUGCUUACACAACAGGCUUUUGUUCACAGAGCAAAGCGCAGCAGUCUUAGCACAGACAACAAGAAAACAUUUGACGUCUUCCAAGAAGAAGAAGAACACCAAGAAAAGGAGGCCAGGAGGAGGAAGACAGGUGGGAGUUCUGGAGCCUACGGAGGAGGGUAGGCCCUGGCGUUCCGAAGAGGCGGGAGAUGAAAAAAGAUGCCGGCGGAAGUGGAAGUUUCCCUGAAGAGCUUGUGGCGGGCAAUGGCGAGAGUCAGGGAGAGGGCAACAGCUUGGAGAAGCGCAAAACGGCCGACUUGGAGGCCUACGGCGAGAACCUGACAGACAUGGUGGCCAAGUUAGCCAAGCGGUCCCCCAUGAGGAUGACUGGAGACGGGGAUGGGGAUGGAGAGACCACUACUGUUGACUCUGAGGGAGGAGGGGAGAAGAGGAGGAGGAGGAGGAGGAGGAGGAGGAGAGAGGAGGAGGAGGGAUACCCACCGCUUAGGACCAGACUUGGACUACAGGAAGAGGGUGGCAGCAUCACGGCCACAUGUGGCGGUACAGAAACCAGGAGUGCGGCCGGCGAUAGCAGCCCACUGGGUGUGGCAGAGGAGGAGGAGGAGGAGGAGGAUGACAUGGACAUGGGUGUGGAUGGUGAUUCGUACCCUCCUAGUGCAGUGCAGGAGGAUGACCUGGGCCCAUACCAGUACCCGCCCAGCGUCGCCAGCAGCAGUGGGCUCCGCAGCCUACCCAGGACGGAUGGUGUGCCCAGCAAUCUCCUAGCUGUGGACUGUGGGACAUGCCCUCCUAGUGUAGCCAGCAACCUCCUGAGUGAGGGUGUGGACACUUCCUAUCCACCUAGUGUAGCCAGCAGCAGCAGCAGCAGCAGCAGUAGUGGUGUCAGCAGCCUAAUGAAUAUGGAUGGUGAUGGACCAUAUCCACCUAGUGUAGCCAGCACCAGUAGUAGCAGCAGCAGCAGUAGUGGUGUUGGCAGCAGUACCAGUAGGAGCCGUGCCGGUAGCCCUUUAAGCCUAGACGAUGACAUCUCCUCCCCACCAAGUGUGGACAGAGGUGUGGGCAGCCCAGCCCAGAGUGUCCUAUCGGGGGGUGGCGGUGACGGGUCGUACCCGCUGAAGGCCGCCAUCGUUCCGGCCUUUCUGACGCCGGACGCCAGCGGGCUGUACCCGUGCCACACGUGCGGACGGACGUUCCAGAGGCCACAGGCCCUGGCCAAUCACCUGACGACGCACGCUGACCGCCGCUGCCCUCACUGCGACCAGCUGUUCGCAGACGCGGCAAAGCUUAAGGAGCACCUGCGUAUUCACACCAGGGACCAUCGUCCGCAUGUGUGUUCUGAGUGUGGCAAGUCGUUCCAGUUCCAGUCGGGUCUAAAGCGCCACAGCAUGAUCCACUCUGGAGAGAGGCCCUACUCCUGCUCCACCUGCGGAGACGUGUUCCGCCACCCCACACACCUGGCCAAUCACAUGCGCUCGCACACAGGGGAGAGGCCGCAUGUCUGCAGCCAGUGUGGAAAGGGUUUCAGCAUCCGUUCGGCGUUGACGCGGCACGUUAAGCAGGUCCACACUGCGGAGGGUGAGGGGGCCUAUCGGUGUGAGCUGUGUGGGAAGGACUUUGGAGGGUGCUCCCAACUGACCAGGCACAUCAAGCAGACACACACACACACCAAGAAGACCACACACACCAAACACACACAUACGGACAACAUGGACGACCCUGAGCCUACACACACCGAACCCACAAACGCAAACAUGGAUGACACACACACCAAGACAGGCAACGCACACACCAAUCCCACAAACAUGGACUACACGCACGACGAACUCAAACACACAAACACGGACGACACACACGCCGAACCUACACACACCAACACGGACCAAAAAUAUAUUAACAACAGUCAACCCACACACACAGACCCAACUGACACUCUGCUCAGCACACACAGAGACAUCUACCUCACAACACACACACAAACAGACUCCACAACAGACACUGGCUUCAAGCUCACAGGCUCAGGCCACACACACUCACAAGAGAAUCUCUCGCAGCGUGGCAGAGCAGACUGUCCCACCAAUCAGGAUAACCAGAGAGCCACAAGCACCAAUCAGAACUCACCAAAAACCAAUCAGAGAGACAGGCAGACGAAUCAUAAUGAUCGCCUUGUCCACCAGCACACAGAGGGAGAGACGAGCACUAAUCAGAACACGGAUCACAACAACAAUCAGAACUCAACCUCAAAGCAGAACAACCUAUCGACCAAUCACCAUGGCCGAAACGGGCCUCAGAAUGACCUACCGCUCAAUCACAAUGACCCAAACCCCAGUCCCAACACCCCGCCCACCAAUCAGCAGCUUGAAAGCCGUCCCUACCCCCACCCUCACCCACGCUCUCCCCUUGGCUCCACCAAUCAAAAAGGCCGAAACGGGACCCAGAACAGCUUACUGACCAAUCACAGCGCCCCAAACGCUGAUCCCAAUGACCACCAACCCACCAACCAGAAGUCUGAAAUCCAACGCAGGCAGCGACGCCGUAGACGCUACCUUCCCGCCGGUGACCAAGAGCCCCGCCCGCGUCUCCACCGGUGCCCCGAGGCCCGCUGUGCCAAGUCCUUCCCGCUGCUCGGGGACCUGAAGCGCCACCUGCUGGUCCACUCAGGGGAGCGCCCUCACCUGUGCUGCACCUGUGGCCUGGCCUUCCGCACCAGGCAGCACCUCACCGCACACCAGCGCAGUCGCCACUCCUCCGAGCGGCCGUACCAGUGUUCCGAGUGUGGCGCCGCCUUUGCCCUGCGAUCCACGCUGGCCAGGCACCUGCUGAAGCACGCGGGCAUCAGGGCACACCUCUGCCACGCAUGCGGCAAGAGCUUCAGGACGGGCGGAGGGCUGACAAGGCACCUGCUGCGCACGCAUGGCAAAGGUGGAGGAGGAGGAAGAAGAAAGCGGCAAACACAAAAUGGGGAGGACGGAGAGGAAGUGGCACACGCUGGAGGCGUGAAACGGCAUCGCACACGCGGUGCAGACGUGAGACGCCUCCGUGGGCAUCGGCAGCGGCGGCGAACACACACACCCACUCGGAAGGUGGCAGAGGCUUUCACACACACUGGAGUCGUACACACUGAGGAUGUCACACAGACACUCACACACACUGCAGAGAGUGGACAGCAAUUCGCACACACUGCAGAGAGUGAACAGCAGCUCACUGUCAUUGGAGAGGACGGACAGAUACUCACACUCACCGGAAACGUCAUGGAGUUACUUGCCCACGUGGGCGACAUCACGGACAUGCUCACAGAUCACACUGGAGAUUUCCUACAGCAGGUCACAGAUGCUGGAGACGUGGAACUGCGCCUCACACACGACGGUGCAGACGACGUUGUGAACUACCUCACACACACCAAUAUGAAUACUCUCACUGGGGCUGAUGUAGAGCAACUUCCACACACCGCAGGUGUGAACACACACACUGGAGAAGACUUGCAGCCGGUCACACACACCACACACGCAGACGUGAACCAACAACUCGCACACGCCAUAGAUUUGCUGUGUCAGCAGGUCACAGAGACUGGAGACGUGGAACUGCAUCUCACACACGACAACAGUACAGAUGUUGUAAACUACCUCACACGGUCUGCAGACGUGAACACACACACUGGAGAUGACGUACAGCAGGUUUCACACAUUACAGACGUGAACUACCUCACUCACACUACUGGAGACGACACGCACUAUCUCACACACAAUACUACUGACGUGAACACACCCACUAGAGCUGACACACAGCAACUUGCACAUGCCGACGAUGUCGCACAGCAGCAAACACACCCUACAAAUGCGAACCGACACCACACACACACUAGCGAUCUGCUCACACACCCUGGCGAUGAUGUACAACAUUUCACACACACUAGCGAUGUGAAUCAACGACUCGCACACACCAGCAGUCUGCUCCCAGACACCAGUGAUGCCACACAUCUCGCAGACGGCACAGACGCAACACAACAUCUCACACACAUGCACGCCACCACAGACUCGGCACCUGCCGAGCUCGCACACUCAAGCCACGCGGCACAACAUCUCCCACACACUAGUGACGCAAUACACGACAAGCUCAUAAACACAGCCCUCACACACUCUCCUGUCGUCGACUGGAGCGCCGACGAGUUCCUCCUGACAGAAUAUCUCGCACACGAGACGGGUGAUUGGCUGCUGACUGAUGACUCAUCAUCUCUUCUUCAUCCUCAUCUUCCUCCUCCUCCUCCUCCUCACUUCACUCACUCCGCUGACGACUGGGCCGACCUGGGGCUCCACAAACAGGAGUUUGUACAAGACACUACUACCGACACCAGGGACUAUUUUGAUUGGACGGAAGGACUCUCAGGCGAGCGCUACUACGGAUGAUGCUGCAUCGUCUCAUCUUCAUCCUCAUCCUCACACUGCUUGGACCUCCAUGACACUACUGACAACACCACGGACACCAGCGCGACUCUUUUGAUUGGACAGGAGGGCUAUCUGGUGAGCGCUACAAGUGGAUGACCGGUUUAGUGAAGGGCUGCUACUGAAACAUGACUUCACACACACACCCACACACCGAAUCCAUCAGGAUUGACUGCUACUGAAACAUGUGUUGGCAUUCUGUGUUGAAUUUAGUUUGUUUUUCUCACAAAUUGUGUGUGUGUGUGUGUGUGUGUGUGUGUGUGUGUGUGUGUGUGUGUGUGUGUGUGUGUGUGUGUGUGUGUUGAACUGUUUUUUGCUUGUGUGUUUGUUUAUAAAUGUUUCUGACAACUUGUGAGUCGGGCUUCCAGGUGGAGUUUCCCCACAACAGACCAAGUAUACACUGGAAUAACUGACCUGAUUACUAUGCAACACAAGACGGGGGAGGAGAGAUAGAAAAGAAAAGAAAAGAAAAGA
This is a messenger RNA of Engraulis encrasicolus (European anchovy), 5306 nucleotides long. RefSeq names its product zinc finger protein Xfin-like. Gene Ontology annotation, biological process: regulation of transcription by RNA polymerase II. Gene Ontology annotation, molecular function: RNA polymerase II cis-regulatory region sequence-specific DNA binding; DNA-binding transcription factor activity, RNA polymerase II-specific. The transcript is spliced from 5 exons. The record is from RefSeq and is a predicted model, not a curated record. Bases 585 to 4796 code for a protein of 1403 amino acids. Gene Ontology annotation, cellular component: PcG protein complex; transcription regulator complex; chromatin. Lineage: Eukaryota; Metazoa; Chordata; Actinopteri; Clupeiformes; Engraulidae.